Prorocentrum cordatum is the source of this 1705-nucleotide messenger RNA. The record is from the annotation of a GenBank genome assembly. Lineage: Eukaryota; Dinophyceae; Prorocentrales; Prorocentraceae.
CGCGAGACUUCCAAGAGUGCCGCGGUUGGUCCGUGGCCGUUUUGGCUCAAGAUUUAUUACUUGCUGCCAGCUCCUUCUGCGAAGGCGACCAACCCUGCCAUCAAUGACCUCGGCCAUGGAGCUCGCGGAGGUCGGCGGCGAGGCGAGCGGGUCGGAGCAGUUCCUGGUCCAGGACGCUCGCGCCCAGCGCUCGCCUUGGCGAGCGGCGGGCGGCGCCGCCGCGGGGCUCCUGCUCCUGGCCGGCGCAGGCGGGGGGGCGGCGCACUUUGCGCUGCGCGGGGCGGCCUCGAGCGUGGGCCCCCGCGAGAGCAAGCAGCAGACGAUCGCCUUUCCCGCGCGCGACCAGUGCUCCAACUGGGACGAGGAUUGCUACAGCAAGGGGUGCUGCAACGUUGCGGGCCUGACGUGCUUCGAGACCAAGCCAGGGAAGGGCGAAUGCCUGAAGAAUUGCACGCCCAGCGAUUCCAAGCUCUGCAAUCAGCCGCAAGCGAUCAUGGAGCCGGUCUUGGCGGAUGCUGUCCUGUACGACCCGACGCUGUAUUGUUUCGCAAUCGUUAUGCAGGACAUCGGCAGCACGAAGAAGUACUACGACCUGGAGCUUCUCCAGGGAGCGUAUGCGAAGGGGACCACCAUCUUUGGUUGUGAUUCUUGGGGGGUGUUCAGCGACGCAGACGCCGAGCUUGCGCCUGGCGUUCCUGUCACGAAGGUGGAUGACGUCGACGGGGACUUCCACUUCGCGAAGCGGGAAGAGACAGGCACCUGGCUGAACACAGGCCUGCACUACCAGGCUUGGAAGGCCAUUCAGGCGGAGGGCAAGUACGCCGCUGCCAACUGGGUCGUGAAACUCGAUGCGGACGCGGUGAUGAUCCCGAGCCGCUUGAAGUAUUGGCUGUCGGACAAGUACGUCCCGCCCGCUGGUAUCUACCUGGAGAACUGCCAGUACGUCAAGUAUGGUUGGUUCGGCAGCCUGGAGAUCUUCUCGAAGGCCGCGUUCGAGACACUCCUGGGGUCGAUGGCCUCGUGCAAGAACGGUGGGAUCGACUGGAAGGUGGGCGUAGAUGGCGGCAAGUACGGGCCCAUGGGCGAGGAUUUGUUUGCGCAGACCUGCCUGGACGCGAACGGCGUCAAGCGCGGGAUCGGAUACGGCUCCAAGCUGGACGGGACGUGCGAGGCGGACAGGCCCCUCUCGGAAAAGAAGAACAAGAAGUGGAAGCCCAAUUGCGACACCGUCGCCACCACAACAUACCACCCGUUCAUGAAGCCAGAGGAUUAUUGGGCGUGCUACGAGGCCACCAUGAAGGCGUUCCCGGUGUACCCGCCGCCUCCUGCCCCCUGAUCUCGACGGCGCCCCUCUGGCGUUUCGUGGCCCUCCGCCCCUCGCGACGGCCGCCUUGCCUGCCCGCCGUUGCCUGCCUCCCCAUUGGGACGGUGCGGUGUGGCGAAUUCGUCAGCGGACUGUCGGGCGAUCUCGCUCACUCCUACCCGCGACGUGAAGACGUCGAGAGGUCGAGCCGGGCGCGUGUGCGCCCGUGCGAGAGUGAAAGGAGGCCUUGCCCGACGCCCUCCUGUCCCCGCAGCCGCGCCCAAAUGAGCACGGCGGCGCGCCCAUUUUGCCAGGACGUCACGAGGUCGAGAGGUCGAGCCGAGUUUCCGGGCUCCUGUGCGAGAGGCGCAGUGGCUUGAAGCAGUGGCUGGAGCUCUACGU